This is a messenger RNA of Acipenser ruthenus (sterlet), 4434 nucleotides long. RefSeq names its product potassium voltage-gated channel subfamily D member 1-like. Gene Ontology annotation, molecular function: protein binding; A-type (transient outward) potassium channel activity. The transcript is spliced from 7 exons. The coding region runs from base 1404 to 3308 and encodes 634 amino acids. Gene Ontology annotation, biological process: potassium ion transmembrane transport; protein homooligomerization. Lineage: Eukaryota; Metazoa; Chordata; Actinopteri; Acipenseriformes; Acipenseridae. Gene Ontology annotation, cellular component: voltage-gated potassium channel complex; membrane. The record is from RefSeq and is a predicted model, not a curated record.
ACUAGGCAAUGAUAUAAAUGCAGCAAGGCUUGGGGCUGCUGCAGGCUCACUGUAUGCCUUUUUUUUAAUUUCUUUUAUUUUCCCUCCUUGGAUGUCCACUCCCUCGCUGAUCUCCACCUCAACCUGUUUGUCAAGGCAUGCUGAGGGUUGAUCGGAGAGGAAUCCGCGACGCCUGAACUACCAGCUCAUGCAUUAACUAGAGACGUCACGCUUGUGUGGAAGAGCCGAGAGAGAGAAGGAGCGACAGAGAGAGGAGAGAGAGAGAGGGACACCCACACAAUCAAGGCUGGAGAGAGAGAGAGAUUGAUAUAGAGAGAGAGAGAGAGAAAGAAGGAGCGACGGAGAGAGGAGAGAGAGAGAGAGGGACACCCACACAAUCAAUGCUGGAGAGAGAGAGAGAUUGAUAGAGAGAGAGAGAGAGAGAGAGAGAGAGAAAGAAGGAGCGACGGAGAGAGGAGAGAGAGAGGGACACCCACACAAUCAAGGCUGGAGAGAGAGAGAGAUUGAUAGAGAGAGAGAGAGAGAGAGAAAGAAGGAGCGACGGAGAGAGGAGAGAGAGAGGGACACCCACACAAUCAAUGCUGGAGAGAGAGAGGUGGACAAUUGUCUAUCUUGCAACUUCUGAAGUCUUCCCGUCAGUUGAAUGUGAAUCCAGUAUCUGUAGCAGCGCACCAGUCUUUGGAGAGGGUGGAGAAGGAGAGCAAGAGAGAGAAAACUAAUCGCCCAAGAAUAUCACUUUUUAAAAGUUUUUACAAUUUUUUUCUUUUUUAAAAACUUUUUUUUAGUAAGGCUUUGUGUACUGAAAUUUUAUUUUCAUUUCUUAAAGCCAUAAAACAAAACCCCCGGCAACAUUUGAGCAGAUUAAAUGAAUUGCUUCGGGAACUGUAAAGAGACUGCUUUCGAUGACCGCUUGCUCUCAUGAAUGAUAAUAAGGUUCCGGUACCGAGCUUUAGCUAAAAGAAUUCCCAAAGUUUUUCCCUGGAUUUUUUCCAGUUUGAUUUUACUUGAGCCAUGGAAAGAAAGGUGUUGACAAUAAUCCCCUUUUGCUUGUUUUGAGUCCUUCCUUAACUUCUUGGCUUUAAAAAUAAACUAAAAAAAAAAAAUUAACAGAGGACAAAAACGUGGUAAACCAAAAAGACUUGAUGUUUAGAUCCCAGAGGUUCUUUUCCUUUUGCAUCUCAAAGGUCCCUGGGAAACAAACCCCCUUCCCCUCCCCUCCCUUUCCCACCUCUUCAGUCCCCAUUUUCUCUUCCCCCUGGAUCUCUCCCCAAACAACCAACAACCGUUGCCCAUCAACCAAGACUGUUUCCUAUGCUGUAAGAAAGCCCGGCUAGAGAAGAAAUCCCUUAAAAUCAGGACCCCUUCCUGUCCUCUAAACCCAGCUUCAGAAGAAAUUCACUAAAAUGGCAGCUGGCGUGGCAACAUGGCUGCCCUUCGCUCGGGCAGCAGCCGUGGGUUGGCUCCCGCUGGCCAAGAAAUCCAUGCCCAAGCCCCCGGGCGACAAGAAGAGCCGCCACGACGAGAUCCUCAUCAUCAACGUGAGCGGGAAUCGCUUCCAGACCUGGAAAAACACUCUGGACCGCUACCCCGACACCCUCCUGGGCAGCUCGGAAAAAGAGUUCUUCUUCAACGAGGAGACCCAGGAAUACUUCUUCGACCGGGACCCGGAGAUGUUCCGCCACAUCCUGAACUUCUACCGCACGGGCAAGCUCCACUACCCCCGGCACGAAUGCAUCCAGGCCUUCGACGAGGAGCUGGCCUUUUACGGGAUAAUCCCGGAGAUCAUCGGCGACUGCUGCAUGGAGGAGUACCGGGACCGCAAGAAGGAAAACCAGGAACGGUUGGAGGAGGACACGGAAGCAGAAAUGGCGACGGAAACCCCUCUCCCGCCGGACAGCACUCUCAGGGAGCAGCUCUGGAGGGCCUUCGAGAACCCCCACACCAGCACCAUGGCCCUGGUUUUCUACUACGUGACUGGCUUCUUCAUCGCCGUCUCGGUCACCGCCAACGUGGUCGAGACCGUCCCCUGCAGGGCCCCCAAGGGGAUGCUGAAGGACCUGCCCUGCGGGGAGAAGUUCUCCCUGGCCUUCUUCUGCUUGGACACGGCCUGCGUGAUGAUCUUCACCUUCGAGUACCUGAUGAGGUUCUUCGCCGCUCCGAGCCGCGGCAAAUUCAUGCGCUCGGUGAUGAGCGUCAUCGACGUGGUCGCCAUCAUGCCCUACUACAUCGGCCUGGUCAUGCCCGAGAACGAGGACGUCAGCGGAGCCUUCGUCACGCUCCGAGUCUUCCGGGUCUUCCGGAUCUUCAAGUUCUCCCGGCAUUCCCAGGGGCUGCGGAUCCUGGGGUACACCCUGAAGAGCUGUGCCUCCGAGCUCGGGUUCCUGCUCUUCUCGCUCACCAUGGCCAUCAUCAUAUUCGCCACCGUCAUGUUCUACGCAGAGAAGGGAACCAAGGAUACCAACUUCACCAGCAUCCCCGCAUCUUUCUGGUACACCAUCGUCACCAUGACCACGCUGGGGUAUGGAGACAUGGUCCCCAGCUCCAUCGCUGGCAAGAUCUUUGGGUCGAUCUGCUCUCUGAGUGGUGUGCUGGUCAUCGCCCUGCCCGUCCCUGUCAUCGUGUCGAACUUCAGCCGCAUCUAUCAUCAGAACCAGCGAGCAGACAAGCGACGGGCACAGCUGAAAAUACGACUCGCGAGAAUUCGCCUGGCAAAGAGUGGAACCACCAACGCUUUCCUGCAGUACAAAGAGCAUGGCGGGCUCCAGGACCAUGGCAGCGGGAACCAGGCACUGUGUAUAAGGAAUCGGUCCGCUUUUGAACAUCAGCAUAACCAUCUACUGCACUGCCUGGAGAAAACUACAAACCAUGAGUUCACGGAUGAGCACACCUACAACGAGGUGUGCAUGGCCGAGUCCAUGGGCUACCGGACCAGCCGCAGCACCUCCAUCUCCAGCCAACAGGGCCAGUCCACCUCCUGCUGCUCACGCCGGGCCAAGAGGAGAGCCAUCCGGCUGGCCAACUCUACGGUGUCUGUGAGCCGGGGCAGCAUACAGGAGCUGGACACCCUGCACGUGCAGAAGAGCAUCCCGCAGAGCCGCUCGAGGUUGAAUGCCAGGACUCAGGACUUGAAGCUGAACUGCACUGACUUCACUGCAGCAAUCAUCAGCAUACCCACCCCCCCGGCCAACACCCCCGAUGAGAGCAUGCCCCCCUCACCCGCCAUCCCUGGCAUCCUCCGAAACUCGCGGCAGAUGGUGGGCACGAGCACCCAGUACACACAGGAGGCAGUUAAAAUCUCCUCCUUGUAACCCAUGUCAGACAUUACCGGCUGAGACAGUGCAGGAUUGGGGACUGGUAUGAGCUACAUAACAAAAAUACAAGAAUAUUAAAAGACACACUUCAGAGGAGGAGAAUAUUAAAGAAAUGUCAUCUGAGGACCGACGAGAGGAAAUGUACCUCUGAGGAUUUAAAAAAAAACUAAAAAACACACAAUUCACUGGAAGAUUGAUUGGAAAUUCAUUUCUGCCGGCUACAAGAAUAAAACACGAACAUUUAAAAAUAAAAAAUAAAUAAAAUAAAAAAACACACCCACAAACAAUUCACUUCAGAAUGGAGAUUUAAAAUAUAUACGUACGUUUUUACAAUUCAAAGGAGGAUUGACUGGAGGAAACAAACUUUUGCCAGCUGAACACGCAAAACAACAAAAUUCUGUGAAGGACAGUGGAGGAAUUGCGGUCUGGUAGGAGUUGUAGUGGGGAAUCAUUUCAUGGAGGGACUGAUUUGGAGACAUUCAACUUCUGCCGUCUAACAGAUAAGGACACAUCUGAAGGAAAAUAUUGAGGACAGAAGGGUUAGAUGCAACGAAAAAAGCUAAAAAUUAAAACUGCAUAUUCCACUGGAAGAGAGGGAGAGAAAGGGAAGGGAAUACACAUUUCUGUUUGAGUUGGAUAAGGAAAAAAAUGUUCCUCCAUUAGCGGUGCCAGCAAUGGAACCAAACUAAAUUCAAUAUUUCUGUAUGAAAUUGGAGAUGGCAAGUAUAUAUAUAUAUACAUGUAUAUAUGGAUUUGCAGAGAACAGGAGAUUCUAUAUUCGGCAUUAGUGUUAUUCACACAUCCAGAGGGCCAGUAAAAAAGCAACAAACAUAGUUUGAAGAUAAGCAUCUUGCUAACGUCAUGUUUUAUAUAACACACUUCUGAGAGUCACGCGCAUCUUCCAACAUUAAAAAAACUGAAGUCGACUUUGAGACUUGCUUAAUAACAGUGCAUGUGCUUGCAGCUCUGAAGCCAAUGUCAAUGAAGAGCACGUCCGCUCUUGAAGCCUCCUCUGCAUGUCAACUUGUUAUUUUUUUCUGUUUUUGUUUUUUCGGAAACUCAACAAAAAAAAUAAAUAAAUAAAUAAAAAAACAAUAAAAGUGGAAAAAAAAAAAAAAAAAAA